GGGAAUUUCCUCCCGAGAGUCCCCUACCCUUGAAAUCGACGGUCCAGUUAAAAAAGGGGAGGCGGGGAGGGACGAGGCAGGAAGACCGAUCAGACCGAGUGUCAGAUGACACACGGGCGCAGACAGAACACCGAGGCCCUGCGGGAUUUUCCAGGAUUCUGGGGGCGCGGGAGCCCUUUGGUACCCGGCACCGUUCCCUGCUCUUCUGGCUGACUUAGAAGCCGGCUGUGGUUCUCGCCGCUCCCACGAGAGGGCAGCGCUUUCAGCGCUUAUUAUGUCACGAGCCAGAGUCCAGGACCGAGUCUGUGCCCCAGACGGAGCUGCUGGCAGAAGAAGCAAACGGGCAGGGGGCCGCUGCGUGCGUACAGCCGGACUCGGAGACUGAGCUUGGCAAGCGGCAAGCCGGGUGUCGCUCUGAGCCCCUGGAGAGACAGGCCGGAGCUCCUCCACUCUUGUCCACAUGAGGACCCUCGGACCUGUGGGGGGACCCUACCGAGCAGAGACCGAGACGCCGCCUGAGAGCGCCUGACAGAAUGAAGCUAGGUCGAAGGUCAACUUGUAGCUUCCUGCUUCUGCUCCUCUCUGUCGCUCUGGGUCUCCUCUAUUUUCACAACUGGAAACACUCAUUACCAAGAGCUUCCUCUGGGUUGUGGUCACCUCUUCUCUCCGAGCCCAAAUACCCUAACCUCACUCCAGAGCCUCGAUAUGCCCACAUUCCCUUUCGACUCAAGGAGCAGGUUGUUGGGUUGCUGGCACAAAAUAACUGCAGCUGUGUGGCUAGCAAAGGAAAAGGAUUUGGCUUCUCUCUCCCAUUCCAAAGGCAGGUGCAUGCAUUUAACUUCACAUCAGCCUUUGGACCUGAAGAGCUGUUGGCAGCCACUAUUGCAAGAGAUCAGGAAUAUCAAGCUUUCCAGGCCAGGGUCCAAUCCCCAGCUGACCAGAUACUCAUCGCUCCAGCUAACUGCCCCCUGCAGUAUCCCCUGCAGGGUGUGGUGGUCCAGCCCCUGAAGACCAUCUUGGUGCCAGGUCUGAGCCUCCAAGCUUCUGAGCAAGAGGUGUACCAGGUAAACCUCUCUGCAUCUCUUGGCACCUGGGAUGUCGCCGGGGAAGUGGAAGGAGUGGCACUUCGAGGGGAGGGCCAGCCGGAACUUACUCUCUCAAGCCCAGAGCUAGACAGACUCAACAGACAGCUUCAGCUGGUCACUUACAGUAGCCAAAGCUAUGAGCUGGACACAGCAGACACAGCUCGCUUCUCCACCGAUGGACAUGAAGCUGCCUUCACUAUCCGGAUCAAACAUCCACCCAGACCUCGGCUGUACCCACCUGGGCCUCCCCCUGAAGGAGCCAAGUACAACAUCAGUGCUCUGGUCACCAUCGCCACCAAGACCUUCCUUCGCUAUGACCGACUCCGAAAACUCAUUGCCAGUAUCCGUCGUUUCUACCCAACAAUUACUGUGAUCAUCGCUGAUGACAGUGAACAGCCAGAGCCAGUCAAUGGCCCUCAUAUCGAGCACUACCUCAUGCCCUUUGGCAAGGGAUGGUUUGCAGGCCGAAAUCUAGCUGUUUCCCAAGUAACCACAAAAUAUGUUCUGUGGGUGGAUGAUGACUUCAUCUUCACUAGACGGACAAAGAUAGAGAAGCUUGUGGAUGUGCUGGAGCAGACUUCUCUGGACUUGGUGGGGGGAGCGGUCCGGGAGAUCACGGGCUUCUCCACGACGUACCGGCAAUUGCUGAGCAUAGAGUCUGGUGGCCCUGGCUUGGGAAACUGCCUCGUCCAAAGGCGAGGCUUCCACCGGGAGCUCCCAGGCUUCCCCGGCUGUGUGGUGACCGACGGCGUCGUCAACUUCUUCUUGGCCCGCGUGGACAAGGUUCGCGAGAUCGGCUUUGAUCCCCGCCUCCGUCGAGUGGCCCAUUUGGAGUUUUUCCUGGAUGGACUUGGCUCCCUUCGAGUAGGCUCGUGCUCUGAUGUCUUGGUGGAUCACGCAUCGAAGCUGAAACUGCCAUGGGCACCUUGGGGAAGUGAGGCCGAGAUCUACGCCAAAUAUCGCUAUCCGGGGGCCACAGACGAGAGCCAGAUAGCCAAACACAAACUGCUCUUCUUCAAAAAUCGUCUCCAGUGCAUGUCCUCAGACUGACUGGCCCAGGAACCACUGGCUGAUGUGAUGGACAGAGUGGCUGCCCAACUGCCCCUGGAACUGUUAUGAUUAAAAACACUAGUCUAGCCAUAGAUUUGCAAUCUUUAUUCAUCAGAAAGGAGAAGGGGAGAAGGAUGAAAGAGAGAGUGGAGGUAGAUGGCUUUUAGGGGAAUUUCCCUAAUCAAGCUUCUCCGUUUACUUGAUGUUCCACAGCAGCCAUGCGGGCCCCCCACCCAGCACCAACAUGGAAGUUGAGAGGCUGCAAUCCUGUCUCCACUCGGUUUGUCACACUUCCUCUCAGCCCUCUGACUCUCCUUCACACCUGCUUAGCCAGCUCUCACCCAGGGGACAUCCAGCCUGCCUCCUGCCUUGUUGUCCCCUACCUCAAUUGCUGGCUGUUCCUGCUGACUACAGAAGGCACCAGAGUUUCAAUUCUCUCCUCCAUCCUUCAAUGAUUUCCUUCACACAAAACCCUCGGAACAGACCUGUAUGCAGUCUCUAGUCACUACUUCUGUUAAUUGCCCUGCUGAUCAACUCUGUGACUCGCCCCUCAAGAACUGUUCAAAGACUAUCCAACCCUUCCCAUUCUUGGACCUUGACCGAAACCCAGGAUGAGAACGGGUCCUGGCGACCUCCUCAGUGGCCAAAGGUACAACUGGAGCUGUGACCAAUUCAGUGCCAGCCCCACCUCAUCAGUGCUACCCUCCAUCCCCUGUUCUUGUGGAGAGAGUAAUAGGGUACCCUUAAAAACCCUUCUAGUGCCAAAGAGUCUGAGAGUCUGGACAGCCAAAUGGAACCCAGCCCCAAGUGGAGACUGCCCAAUCUCCUUGAGAGCAGAGGCUCCAGGUAUGCAUCAUCUUCCCUCUUUGUUUCUCUAGGCCAGAAUUCUAUGAAGCAUACACAGUUCUCCCCAGGGGAAUUUUGAUCUUGGAGAUAGGUCUGGGGGGGGGGGUGCUGUCCAAUGAGGCAGCAGCGUUGUAAUCAGAGCCCGUUUGGUCUCUUCAGGAUCAAGGUGGGGAAAAGGGUCUCUAAGAGACUUCUGUUGGAGUGUUCAGAUCCCAAGCCAAGCUAGAAAGGGCUGGCACUUAUGGUGAUCAUGGAAAAGCUAAUUUUAUUUAUUGAUAACAUAAAUAAAAAGGGACGCCCACUCCGGUUUUUCCCUCAGUGGUCAUAAUUUCUCCCUAACUAUAUGUGAGCAGUGCUCCAGGGAUUCCUAAUACAAACAGCUGCCAGGUUCAAACCCAGACCAUGGAGGUCUUUGAGGCCAGAGGUUCCUGUGAAGAGAAGGGCAUGUUAGGAGAGAGUGAAGGAAAGCAUUCUGGAGACCAUCCUCCCACCUCCCCUUCCCUAUGCAUGCUGGGCCUGAGAACUGAUAAUCAUCCUCCCCAGUGAGAGUCCAGGUAAGGAAGCUGGGUAGGGAAUUCUAUUUUGAAAGACCCCCACUUGAGCCCUCCUUUACAAAGGGUUAGUCCACCCUCUUGCUCCUUCCUUCAACUUCCAUUCUCCUCCUCUCUAUCUACCUCAUCAGUUUUUGAAUCCCAGUCAUCCUCCCAGGCUCCCUCACUUUGGGACCACCCAAUUGCCCUUCUUCAUGCAUUGCGCCCUGGACCAUUACUUAUCCCAUGGUCUAGUUUCCUUUUCAUGGCCCCCUCAUUUCCUUCCAUCAGCCCCUCCUACCCAGAUCUUUACCAAACUCUCCAGUGCAUGGGCAGCCGCAUCUUGGACGCUCACAAAAAGUUGCUCUGGAGUCAAUACGUCCAGGAGCCCAGCCCUGGUUAGUGUCCGAAGUACAGGGGCUGUGCCCACGGAAAAGAUGAUUGAAGGUCCAGCUCUGGCUUCCGCUUCAUCCCCAUCCCAUAAUUCAAAGCAUUCCAGUCCUCCCCAGUGCUGUGCAUCUUACCAUUACACUGAGCCAAGAGGAGGUGAAUUCUGGCUGCACUGCACUGACUAGCCAGCUAGGGAAGGGGGGAAGAGUUUUAAGAUGGUUAGAAAAGGACUUGCCUGGGAUUAAGACCAGCUUCAGCCAUGAUUCACUUCCCUCCCCCGCCAUGUCACCCCUUCUUGGCUCCUACAACUCCUUUUUUCCAGUUCUGGUACCCUCAUGACAUAAACUCUGUCAUGGCUCCAGGACAGAAUCCAGUCUGCCAAUCCGUACCCUGGCUACUCUCACCCGCCAUUUCUUUUAACUUUCCAAAUCAAAGAUCCUUCCCUGGCCAGAGUUUCCCUAGUUGUCUCCAUAUUAGAAUGGAAGCCCCUUGAGGGCAGAGACAGUCUUCUAUUUCUAUUUGUAUUCUUGGCGCUCAGCACCAUGCUUGGAACAUAGUAAGCGCUUAAUAAAAUGUUUUAAAAAGUAA
Messenger RNA from Monodelphis domestica (gray short-tailed opossum), 4489 nucleotides. RefSeq names its product beta-1,4-N-acetyl-galactosaminyltransferase 1 (gene B4GALNT1). The record is from RefSeq and is a predicted model, not a curated record. NCBI's taxonomy places the organism in Eukaryota, Metazoa, Chordata, Mammalia, Didelphimorphia, Didelphidae. Gene Ontology annotation, cellular component: Golgi membrane. Gene Ontology annotation, molecular function: acetylgalactosaminyltransferase activity. Gene Ontology annotation, biological process: ganglioside biosynthetic process.